Molecule: messenger RNA, 1474 nt
Organism: Linum tenue
Lineage: Eukaryota; Viridiplantae; Streptophyta; Magnoliopsida; Malpighiales; Linaceae
Source: the annotation of a GenBank genome assembly
UGGGCAUCUUCGUUAAUUUCGAGUUUCUAACGUCUGAUUUCAUUAAUUUGGCAAUUUGUCACCGUUUCCCACUCAUUUACUUCACUCCUCGCAGUUGGCGGAACUUUGGCGCAACCUGCAGCUCCAAAAAGACGAAACCCUAUCUGUCUGAUUGCCUCUUCUUCCUCCUCGUUCACCAUUGCUUGUCGCCGCCAGCACUCUCUUUAGCGACGACGACAGGGCAGUGACAAGCUUGAGACUUGGAAACGGAUGGAGUAGGCUCUUCGCUCCUUCUCGCAUCAAUUCUUCCACCUCCGAUGUGCAGCCUCUCCGCCAUCGCACCGCUCUCUCCGCUUCUCUCAAUGUGAAAACAUAAAGAAAUGCCCUCUUCUUGUAUUCUUUCGUGCGCCUCUCAGCUUGCUGGUCUGGAACAGGGCAGGGAACUACAUUUUGGAGGGCAUGAAGGAACUCGCUACACUAGAGACCAGUUGCUGGAGUUUAAACAGGAUGUUUCCUCAUUGAUCUUUGACAAGAUGUGUUGGAGCCCAAAUUUUGUCCCAUGGUUACUGGGGCAGGAAUGUAAAACAUGCCCAGCGGAGGAAAAUGUCGAGGCAAUAUGCCAGUUUUUCAACACCAUUGGUAAACAGCUGGAUGAGAUCCCAAAAUCUCAGCUGGUUAAUGAUAUAUCCUUUAGCAGGUUUAAGGAGCUGGCCAACCUCUUGCUCGACAGAUGUGGUUCAUGGUCAGAGAUGUUGUCGAUUUGAGAACCAACAAAUGAGUCCCUAGACGUGAAGUGGAGAAAGCCAAAACCAUAACUGAUAUCCACUCUGACGCAGAGAAGAACCUUGGAUUGCGAGCUGGGACAACUGCAUAUAUUAAGAAUAUUAGGACUGCACUUGCAGCAAAAGAUGGUGCCAGAAAAGCCCAUCAUGAAUCGAGCCGGUGGGGAAGCUUCUUGACACGCCAAAACACAACACAAAACUGCGAUCAAGUGUAAUCGCAGUCCGGGAAUGCAGAAACAGGCAAGUUAUAUUAUCAACCCGGGGGUCUAGAUCUACUGCUUACUCCGUGAUUGUCUAUUAUCUAGCAAACUAAUUCGAGUGAUUGUUGUUUAAAGCAAAAGCAGUAAGAAAGCAGUAAAUUGUUCGGUUUUCAAAGUCAGGAAAGAGUCACUCGGGAUUGAGUCCCCCUAGCCCCUUAAUUAGGUCCAAUUGUAAUUAUCCUGGGUUGAUUCACUGUUGAUUAGACUGCGGAAGUUCCGACAGUAGCUUGGAAUCUCUUAAGCUGACCAAGCCCUCUCAGUCUAACUACCCGGCAGACGGCUAGUCUUCACCGGGAUAGAAAGCUGACGCUAUGAACACAGAACUCCACUACUGGAAUUGAAUUCCAGUACAAAGCAGUAAACUGGCUAACUCUCGUAUAGCCAAUCGCCUACUAUCGAAUGAAGAGGCUCUAACAACCUAAUCAGAUUCUAUCUAUCUCAGGUUGAAGCAGA